This is a messenger RNA of Strongylus vulgaris, 749 nucleotides long. NCBI's taxonomy places the organism in Eukaryota, Metazoa, Nematoda, Chromadorea, Rhabditida, Strongylidae. The record is from the annotation of a GenBank genome assembly.
GAGACUCUUUUUCCACGGAUGUGGACUGCACACCAUUUGCAGUCAAAAUCAUGGAAUGCUUCGUACAAGGUCAUGAAGGAAGUCCAGAGCCGGUCAGAAACGUUGACUAUGAUGUUCCAGAAAAAGGAAAGCUUAAGAUCACUUGGGAUGACAGUGAUUCCGCUGAGACUUAUAAAUAUUACGCUGUUUAUUAUAAAAAGAAGGACGAGGAAGGAGAAUACAAGAUCGAGAAAGUAGUGGCGCGUUCGGUUGAGCUCCAAGUUGAACCGGAUACUGCAUAUGACAUCGGUAUAAUUUCUGCGAACGCUUUUGGCCACAGCCCACUGGUUUUCCUAGAUGUUCCCUCUACAAGUGCUGGCAAAUCUCAUUCGUCCAGUGGCGGCUCAUCAGCCUUCUUCAUCUUCCUGCUUUUAGUAUGCUGUGGCUUGGUUAUCAUAGGCAAAUCUCAUUCGUCCAGUAGCGGCUCAUCAGCCUUCUUCAUCUUCCUGCUGUUAGUAUGCUGUGGCUUGGUUAUCAUAGGAAUAAUUUAUCUUGGACGACGACGUGAUCUUCCAGCUCCAUUUGGAAAACUCGUGCGAAGGCAGCAACCUGCACGAGGAGGUCCAUCGGUGGCCUUUGAGAAUCCGGCCUAUGUGUCCGGCCAUGAAGUCGAGAUCCGAGGACUUGGGGGUGGUGGUCCUGCUAAUGGUGACACCGAGUGGCAAAGUCAAGAUCUACAAGCUUCUGCCGCUCCAGAAGAGUACCGCAAU